GAGCACAUGGUGCCAUUGAAGAUCCAAAUGAAUAAUAAUAAAUAAAAAAGUCUAUACUUGUUUGAUGUGUACGGUGUUACUGUUUUAGUGCAUUAAUUCUUAUGAAAUCAUGAAGGAAUUUUGGGAGGGGAACUAAUUACUGCAUAACUACCUAUAAGUUCACAAAGGGUAUUGUUUAGACAUCUUGGAAGUUAAAUAAGCAGCAUGGCCAUCAAAGAGGAAUAUGGUAACGACGGUUUGAAUGAAAAUAUAAGAGAACCGCUUAUGCAGGGAGAGAAGGAUAUAGCUGAUGAAGGAGGUGGAUCCGGUGCUGAAAAAAGCAGCAAAGGAAAAUUAUGUAUGGUUUACUUCAGCACAUUCGUCGCAGUGUGUGGUUCUUAUUCAUUUGGAUCUUGUGCAGGCUAUUCAUCUCCUACUCAGGAUGCUAUCAGGGAAGAUCUUUCUCUAUCUCUAUCAGAGUAUUCAGUGUUUGGUUCCAUUCUGACUUUUGGUGCCAUGAUCGGUGCAAUCACAAGUGGCCCUAUUGCUGACUUUAUAGGUCGGAAAGGGGCAAUGAGAGUUUCAAGUGGUUUUUGUGUCGCGGGAUGGCUUGCUAUUUAUUUUGCUGAGGGGGCAAUACCUUUGGAUUUAGGAAGACUGGCAACAGGAUAUGGAAUGGGAGUCUUUUCUUAUGUGGUACCAGUUUUUAUAGCUGAAAUUGCACCCAAGAAUCUUCGAGGAGCACUAACAGCUGUCAAUCAGCUUAUGAUCUGUACUGGAGUGUCUGUUGCCUUCAUAAUUGGGACAGUAAUAACGUGGAGGGCUUUAGCUCUAACAGGACUAGUCCCAUGUGCUAUUUUGCUUUUCGGUCUCUUCUUCAUUCCAGAGUCUCCUAGAUGGCUGGCAAAGACAGGAAAGGGUAAAGAGUUUGAAGUUGCACUACAGAAACUCCGUGGCAAGGAUGCUGAUAUAUCAGAAGAGGCAUUUGAAAUCCAGGACUACAUAGAAACUCUUGAACGACUCCCAAAAGCCAAAUUGCUAGAUUUAUUUCAAAGAAGAUACUUGCUCUCAGUCAUUAUUGGAGUCGGACUGAUGGUCUUUCAACAAUUUGGGGGAAUCAACGGAAUCUGUUUUUACACCAGCUAUAUAUUCGAGUCAGCAGGAUUUUCUGCCAGCAUUGGAACUAUAAUCUAUGCCAUUCUUCAGGUUAUUGUUACUGCUCUGAAUGCAGCUGUGAUCGACAGAGCUGGAAGAAAACCCUUAUUAUUGGUUUCUGCAACAGGAUUAGUUAUGGGCUGUUUACUCACCGGGGUUUCAUUCUUUCUGAAGGUUCACGAAUUGGCUCUUUCGUCGGUUCCUGCUCUUGCUGUGACCGGCAUUUUGGUCUACAUAUGUUCUUUUUCCGCUGGAAUGGGUGCAGUUCCUUGGGUCGUAAUGUCUGAGAUUUUUCCUAUAAACAUUAAAGGAGCAGCUGGAAGCCUAGCAACAUUAGUCAACUGGUUUGGUGCAUGGGCGGUGUCCUACACUUUUAAUUACCUCAUGACCUGGAGCUCUUAUGGUACCUUUCUUCUUUAUGCUGCAAUCAACGCUUUGGGUAUAUUGUUCGUGGCUACAGUCGUACCUGAAACAAAGGGGAGAACCCUGGAGCAAAUUCAAGCAGCCAUUAAUAGAUAGGGAGGCAGAAAUGGAAUAAAGACCCUUGUUUCUAGGAAUUUCUCCUUUAUACUUUUGACUGCACCAUCAUAAACAUUCACAGAUGGAAAAUGUUUCAGAACAAGAAUCAAAGGGAGUUAUCCCCUGAAACAAUUCAGGGGAUGGAUACUGAAAUCCAAGUUAUUUGCUGAAAAAAAAAAAACAGUUAUUUAUUAAGAAUCAAUGAAAAAUUAUUAGCAUU
Molecule: messenger RNA, 1873 nt
Organism: Pistacia vera
Lineage: Eukaryota; Viridiplantae; Streptophyta; Magnoliopsida; Sapindales; Anacardiaceae
Product: sugar transporter ERD6-like 7
Exons: 18
Coding region: 205-1653 (482 amino acids)
Biological process (GO): carbohydrate transport; transmembrane transport
Cellular component (GO): membrane
Molecular function (GO): sugar transmembrane transporter activity
Source: RefSeq, a predicted model, not a curated record